AAUAACUUUUAAUCUUAUAAGAACCAAAAGGGAAAAAAUUUGAAGAGACAACCGUAAAAUAGUCUUCAUAUUGAAAUUUUAAUUAUAUGAUUUUGGAAAAUGAUGUAAAGAUGUACUGAUUUUCCUUUUUUGCUGGAUGUUCUUCUCUAUAUAAACACAGAAAUAAAUACCAACAAACUAGAAAAGAAAAGAGAUAAAGAUAAACAAAGAAAAGAAAAGUGAACUAUGAAGCAAGAAAUAGUUGUUCUCAUUGUUGGAGCUGGCCCUGCUGGCAUAGCUACUUCUGCUUGUUUAAAUCUCAAAAAUAUUUCGAAUAUAAUUUUAGAAAAAGAUGACUCUUUUGCUUCUUUAUGGAGAAAAAGGUCUUAUGAUAGGUUGAAACUUCACUUAGCAACUCAAUUUUGUGAACUUCCUUACAUGUCAUUUCCUCCAAAUUUACCUACUUUUGUGUCCAAAAAUGAUUUUCUUGAAUACUUAGAUACUUAUGUUUCCCAUUUUAAUGUUAAUCCCUUAUAUCAACGUGCAGUUAAGUCUGCCUAUUUUGAUAAUGUUGAUGGUAAAUGGCAUGUUAAGGCGAUGAACGUUGAGAAAAAUGUCGCUGAGUAUUAUGUUGCUAGGAUUCUUGUUGUUGCAACUGGAGAAAAUAGUGAAGGUUUUGUUCCAAUAAUUGAAGGAUUAGAUGAUUUUGGUGGAAUGAUUAUGCAUUCUAGUGACUAUGGAAAUGGAAAGAGUUUUGAGGAGAAAGAAGUUUUAGUUGUCGGUUGUGGAAAUUCAGGCAUGGAAAUUGCCUAUGAUUUGUCUAACUGGGGUGCUCGGACCUCCAUUAUUGUUCAUAAACCUGUACACGUUCUCACGAAGAAAAUGGUCCACAUAGGACUGCUUUUAUUGAAAUAUAUUCCUUGUGAUACAGUGGAUAAAAUGAUGAUAAUGUUAAGCAAAUUGACAUAUGGAGAUCUCUCUGUCUUUGGGAUAAAUAGCCCUAAUAAGGGUCCUUUUUAUCUUAAGAAUGCUAGUGGUAGAUCUCCUGUUAUUGAUGUUGGAACAGUGGAUAAAAUCAAAGAAGGAAAAAUCAAGGUUUUACCUUCGAUCAAGAAAAUAAAGAAAAGUUAUGUUGAAUUUACUGAUGGUAAGAGGAAAAGAUUUGAUGCCUUGAUUUUUGCGACUGGGUACAAAAGCACAGUUAUGAAAUGGCUCAAGGAUGAUGGUGUGCUAUUCAAUGAAAAUGGGAUGCCAAAAAAAAGAAGUCCUUAUCACUGGAAAGGAGAGAAGGGUAUUUAUUGUGUAGGAUUUGCAAGUGCUGGAUUAUUUGGAAUUUCAUCUGAUGCCAAGAAUAUUGCUGAAGAUAUCGAUAGGAUUUUGAUGCACGUCGGUGGUGAGAUGGAUCUCAGCCAAGAAUACUGCUGAAGAUAUCGAUAGGAUUUUGAUGCACAUUUGAUGUGUGUCGUGGGGAGAUGAAUGAGACCCCUCCAUCUUUUAAUUAAAUAUUUUAGGUUCGAGUUUUGAGUAUGGAGCACUUUCAAUUUUAAUGGAUCAUACGAGGCGCGAAUCCAAUUAGUCGGGUCGAUAGUUUUCGAAUAUCGGAUGUAUUUGGGAAAAUCUAUAUUAAUAUUACUAUGUUUUCCGUCUCUCUUUGCAUAAUAUAAAUUCUUCUUGCAGUUGUAGCAAA
Lycium barbarum (goji berry) is the source of this 1666-nucleotide messenger RNA. RefSeq names its product probable indole-3-pyruvate monooxygenase YUCCA11. The coding region runs from base 226 to 1404 and encodes 392 amino acids. The record is from RefSeq and is a predicted model, not a curated record. NCBI's taxonomy places the organism in Eukaryota, Viridiplantae, Streptophyta, Magnoliopsida, Solanales, Solanaceae. Gene Ontology annotation, molecular function: N,N-dimethylaniline monooxygenase activity; flavin adenine dinucleotide binding; NADP binding. The transcript is spliced from 4 exons.